GUGUACGGAGCUGACAGRGGCCGUGAUGACAGCGCGGAGGACACGGACUCAAACAGCCCGCCGUGGGGCUAUAAAACACGGACACGGAGACACCCAGAAACAGACACGGACACACCGAGACACGGACGCUGCUCCCGGGGAAACCUUCCAGCCGAGGCUCCUGCCUGAACCGACAACAUGGGCGUCAUCAUCUCCCAGCUUUUCUCCAGGUUCACCUCCAAGACUCCCGUCAGGAUCCUAAUGGUGGGUCUGGACGCAGCAGGUAAAACGACUCUCCUGUACCGACUGAAGCUGGCCGAGGUCGUCACCACCAUCCCUACGAUCGGUUUUAACGUGGAGACGGUGGACUAUAAGAACAUCAGUUUCACAGUUUGGGACGUGGGUGGUCAGACCAUCAUCAGACCUCUGUGGAGACAUUAUUACACCAACACACAGGGUUUGAUUUUUGUGGUGGACAGCAACGAUCCUGAGAGGAUUAAAGAUGCUGCAGAUGAGCUGCACAUGAUGCUGGAGGAGCACGAGCUCAGGGGCGUUUCUGUUCUGGUUUUUGCCAACAAGCAGGAUUUGCCCCGAGCCAUGUCGGCCAGCGACAUCACCGAGGCUCUGGGUCUGUCCAGGGUCCAGCAGCCGUGGUUUGUUCAGGCCUCCUGCGCCGUCAGCGGCUCCGGUCUGGUCGAAGGUCUGGACUGGCUCUCUGACCAGAUCCUGAGAAAGUAACGAGGGUCUCUGGUUCACUCCGUCUGAUGGAUCCAGGAGGGAAAACCUGAACGGUUUACAGGAAAAUCUCAGGAUUGUCAAAAUUUUAUUUUAUUUUUAAUCAGAUGAAUUCUGAUUAGAACAAAAAAAUGUUUAUGGCUUUGGAUUAACUGUAAUAUUUAAAUGUUGCUUUUAUAUAUCUAUAAAAAGGUUUUCUAUGAGGAGGUGAAUUAAAGGACUGGAGAUUUCUGCACUGUCAUAAUUUUUAAUGAAUUGCUGCACUUUAUUCUGUGUGCAAAUAUCUUAUUUGUAUUUGAGCCUCCAUGCAUUACGUUUAUCUUUAUGAGAAUGUGUAUUUAUUGUUAAAAUCAUCAUGUUUGAAUGUAUUUUAUAAUAAAAUGGUAUCAUGGUUA
This is a messenger RNA of Austrofundulus limnaeus, 1109 nucleotides long. RefSeq names its product ADP-ribosylation factor 2. Gene Ontology annotation, molecular function: GTP binding; GTPase activity. The record is from RefSeq and is a predicted model, not a curated record. NCBI's taxonomy places the organism in Eukaryota, Metazoa, Chordata, Actinopteri, Cyprinodontiformes, Rivulidae. Bases 178 to 717 code for a protein of 179 amino acids. The transcript is spliced from 6 exons.